Entamoeba dispar SAW760 is the source of this 657-nucleotide messenger RNA. RefSeq lists its product as uncharacterized. The record is from RefSeq and is a predicted model, not a curated record. The coding region runs from base 1 to 657 and encodes 218 amino acids. NCBI's taxonomy places the organism in Eukaryota, Evosea, Mastigamoebida, Endamoebidae. The transcript has a single exon.
AUGAUCAAUAUUGAAGAAGUUGGCAUUUGUGCUAUUGUUUUAAUUGUCAUAGUUGGGAUUAUUCUUUUACUUACUCAGUAUUAUUCAACAAAAACACCUCAUAGAGUUUCUGUAUUUAACUGGUUUUGGAAUAGACAGUCAUAUAUACCAAGUGAACCAUAUUCAACACAACUCAGAAGGUAUCCAUCAGAUCUUGAUAGAAGUGUCAGUAUUAGUACGAACAAUCUUUAUAAUGACUACAACAAAUAUGCCCCUCAAGUCACAAGAGAAACAAUUCCAAUUAGAAGAGAUAGUGAUUACCAAAUAAGGUCUAUAGAAAACGACAUGAGAACAAGACAAUUUUCAAAUGAAAAUUUGAUAGAUAUUGAUAGUGAAGAUCAAAUGGAAGAAACUUCUGUCUAUCACACCUUUAAUCCAGAAUAUCAACACCAGGAAGACUGGGUUUCAAUUAAUCAAGAUAUUGAUAAUCCACAAUCUAGAAUGGACAGAAGUGAGAUUUCAGGAUUCCUUUAUUCAAAUGGUCAAAAACAAAGCAAAUAUGAUACUAUACUUGAAGAUGGAUUUACUAUAAACAACCAAAACACAAGACCUCAUCAAAAUUCAUACCACCAAGAGUACCAACAACCAUAUUCUGGAUAUUCUUAUUUCCCUCAUUAA